AUUUCAUAGAAAAACAAUAUAUCAAUUGUUCAAUUGUUGAGGUCAACAAUCAGUCGCAUAUUCGGAAACGAUCCAUCUAGCCGCAAGAAAGAGUAUCUGAACGAUUAAAAAAUAAUAAUUUAUAUCGGAGUUAAGUUUUACGUUGUGAAUCCAAUCUCAUAAAGAGAAUGCAUGUUUUUGAGUUUAGAAAUUUGAGAAAUUUGAGAAAUGUGCCUUACAGAUGCGAAUGGUGCGGAGAGACGUUUAAUACGGAAUCAGCGUUACAAGAGCACAUUAAUAAAGAACACACACGCGAAAAUAACGGUGCUGACACAGGUGGAUCAUUUAAGUAUGAAGAGUAUUCGAUGGACGUGUUCGAUGAUAUGCGUCACAAAUGCCAAUAUUGCGGGUUAACAUUUAAAACGGAAUCAGAGUUACAAGAGCACAUUAACAGAUAUCAUUCAGGCCGAAGUAAUGGUGCUGGUUCAAAAGGAUCAUUUAAAUACGAAAAGUACGGGAGAACAUGCGGAGAACCUUUUAACGUAGAUCAAAGCAUUAUUCUCUCUGAUUCCACUUCCUGCGAAUUGUUUUCAAUAUUUGAACACUUACAAACAUUUCUCGAAAAAACUGAAGAAUUAAAAUCAGAAAAGAAAACUGCAGAAAAAUGCUUCAAAAUUUUGAAAAAAAGUAAAGACGAAAAAGAUAUAAAAGGUCAAGGUCCUAAAAGAAAACAAAACAAUGAAGCAGAACAACAGCAUAAUCCAGCAAGUCAUCAGGAGUUUUCUCCAGCGAGUGCAGAAAAAAACCUUCAAUAGGAAAAUUGAAGAUAUAAGAUUGAGAUUGGAAAAUCUUCAAAAUUAAUUAGAAUUAUUAAAUUUGGCUUUUUUUUCCGAAAUUUACAAAGCGAAAAGCUUUCGAUAUAAUUAUCUCUGGUGCAUAAAAUUUAAUUUAUUUUAAAUGCGAUAAAAACGUUUUCUAAAUUCGAAAUUGUACAUGUUUAUCA
Centruroides sculpturatus (bark scorpion) is the source of this 982-nucleotide messenger RNA. RefSeq names its product zinc finger protein 724-like. Gene Ontology annotation, cellular component: nucleus. The transcript is spliced from 2 exons. Gene Ontology annotation, molecular function: sequence-specific DNA binding; DNA-binding transcription factor activity, RNA polymerase II-specific. The record is from RefSeq and is a predicted model, not a curated record. Gene Ontology annotation, biological process: regulation of transcription by RNA polymerase II. Lineage: Eukaryota; Metazoa; Arthropoda; Arachnida; Scorpiones; Buthidae. Bases 168 to 794 code for a protein of 208 amino acids.